AUGGGGGGUAGUUUUUCACAAUUCGCGGGGGGCGUUAGCCGUAUUUUGACCCACAAGGAACCACAUCUGAAAAUAUCCAUCGAUGCUUCCGCAGGUUCGGUCGAAAAUACGCGGCGUGUGAACGAAGAUUCGGAAGCACUCGGUGUCGUGUUUGCUGCUGAAAGCUACCUUGGCUACCACGGUCAAGAAAUUUUCGCAGAAGAGGGACCGAAAACCAACAUUCGUAUGGUAACGUUGCUUUUCAUCGCUUACGACCAAUUUUCGACGCUGGCGAACAGCGAUAUUCACCAGUUUGAAGAUAUUGUUGGAAAAAAAAUCGCCUCUGGGGCGAGUGGGUCCGGCACCGCACAGACGUUAGAACGACUGUCAAAAUUGGCGGGUAUCUGGGGAAAAUUUACGCCGAUCUAUAAAGGUGGGAGUGCGGCUGCCGAGGCUCUCCAAGAUGGACAGGUCGCUGGGUUCCAAUGGCUCGUCAGUGUGCCGAACAGCGCUGUUAUCCAGUUGACAGCGAUUAAAUCUAUUCGGAUGAUCGAUCUUGACGCAACUGCGAAGAAGUAUGGCUUCUACGAAAAGUAUCCGUUCUAUCUUUCCGGAUCUCUGCCAGAGGGGGCGUAUGAAGGCAAAGUGGAACCGGUGAAUACUAUUCUGAUGCCAACGGUACUCAUCUCGAACAAAGCGGUGAGCGAGGAGACUAUCUACAAACUUCUAAAGCAUGUUUACGCCUCAGAGGGACAUCAGGCGAUGCUUCAAACAAAUCAAGCAGCAGCAGACAUGACGAUAGAGAAUGGACCGAAAGCCUUUGUAAUUCCACUCCACCGCGGGGGCAUACAAAUUUUGGAGCGAACAAGGUGUGGAAAUUCCAGCGCAUGCGAUGCCGGUGGACUAACCUAA
Geodia barretti is the source of this 891-nucleotide messenger RNA. The record is from the annotation of a GenBank genome assembly. Lineage: Eukaryota; Metazoa; Porifera; Demospongiae; Tetractinellida; Geodiidae.